Messenger RNA from Paramormyrops kingsleyae, 2393 nucleotides. RefSeq names its product acid phosphatase 5a, tartrate resistant (gene acp5a). Gene Ontology annotation, molecular function: acid phosphatase activity. NCBI's taxonomy places the organism in Eukaryota, Metazoa, Chordata, Actinopteri, Osteoglossiformes, Mormyridae. Gene Ontology annotation, biological process: bone resorption. The record is from RefSeq and is a predicted model, not a curated record.
CGGCGAAUAGUGCUGGGAUCAAUCAUGCAAAGUGAUUACAAAAAACUUAAGAUGUAGUAAUAAUAAUAAUAAAAUAAGAAAAGUCAGGGAGUUGCUCGUUCAGUUUAAUGUCUCUAGCCACCUGUGUCAUUCGCCAGCUUUGGUUUUGCUGGAUCCGACCCUCAGAUGGCGAACCGAUGAUAUACCUUUCUGCUGUGCUUUCUAAGCCUGUGUCGGGCUGUUUCAUUGUUUGCCCAAACAUCGAUCGUACGGGGGGCAGCGGUGGUGGGGUGGCUGAGGAAUUGCUGGUGGAAACUGAGCAGUUUUUUCCUCGCGGUGAAGCCCGAAAAGGGAUACAGGAGCCCGGAGUGUGGAGGGCCGCGGGUCACGCGUGUGCGGUGUCAUUGUUUGGCAUGAGUCAGAGUCAGCACAAGCAUGCACCGGUCUCCUGGCUGGACACUGUGCGCUGUAACCUCCCCCCCCCUGCUGAGCUGAUAAAAGCUUUCUUGGAGGAGCUGUUUAACAGAGUUUUAACGAAGUUAAAACAAAGGGGGCUGACCGAUUUGACUGAGGGUAACGCCGCAGAGGCAAAUCAUUAACUACUCACAAUGGCUGCAUCUCUGCUUUAUCUCUCCGCACUGGUGUUCCUUCCCAUGUUCUUCUGCUACCCAAAUUCCUUCAUGGACCUUGAAGAUAACGACCAGAACAGGACCUCGAUCCGUUUCCUGGCGGUGGGAGACUGGGGGGGGCUGCCCUAUCCGCCUUUCAUCACCCCCAUCGAGAAGGCUACAGCUCGCGAGAUGGGGAGGGUCGCCGAGCAGAUGGGUGCUGAUUUUGUUCUGGCACUUGGGGACAACUUUUACUACAAGGGUGUGGAUGAUGUACACGACCCCAGGUUCCAGGACACUUUUGAACACGUCUUCACGGAUCGCUCUCUGAACAUCCCCUGGUAUGUUGUUGCUGGCAACCACGACCACGCCGGCAACGUAAAGGCUCAGAUCCAGUACAGCCGCCUUUCCGACCGAUGGCGCUUCCCCUACUACUACUAUGAGCUGAACUUCCGCGUGCCGCGCUCCGACCGCACGCUCACCAUCCUGAUGGUGGACACCGUGCUGCUGUGUGGGAACUCCGAUGACUUUGAGGACCAGAAGCCCCGUGGCCCUGUGAGCGCUGUGGACGCCAACCGACAGCUCCAGUGGCUCCAGAAGAGGAUGGCGGCAUCCAAGGCUGACUUCCUGCUGGUGGCGGGACACUACCCAGUGUGGUCCAUCUCCGAGCACGGCCCCACGGAGUGCCUGCUGAAGAGACUGCGCCCCCUGCUGACCAAGUACAAGGCCACGGCUUACUUCUGCGGUCAUGACCACAACCUGCAGUACCUGAAGGAGUCCGAUGUGGGCUACGUCGUCAGCGGGGCGGGGAACUUCAUGGAGGCCGACACCCGUCACCGGAACCACGUGCCCUCCGGUUCCCUGAAGUUCUUCACCGGCCAGGAGUCCACCCUUGGAGGUUUUGUGCACGUGGAGGUCACCAAAAAGCAGAUGGACAUCACCUUCAUCCAGGCCAGGGGGACCUCCUUGUACCGCACCACUCUUCCUCGGCGGGACUUCGACGACUCCGUCGCCAGCCCCUAGCUCAGAAGAUAACAUGCAGGACUUCCCACUUUCAAGUCCUGCUUCACACACAUUUCCCCGCCUCAUAUGUAGCUAAUAUAGGAGAUGCUUGCGUUCCCAUAUUAUUAGGAGUAGGAAUCUGGUUAGUGGCUUAAACCAAUAGAUUUACUGCUUUUGUUUUAUAAUAAACCCAAUUAAUUAAAUUCAACAUUAGGGGGGGCAGUUCCCUGAACAUGUGGCAUUUCAUAACUGAACACGUUUUGAAUGGAUUUUUCUUUGUAUGUUUUUAAAUUUGACGUUUUUAAAUUCUGUUUCUUUUCAUCCAAGUGAUUAAAAAAACACACAGGACCAAACUGCUGAUGAAAGCUUAGUGAGAGCAUGAAACCAAAAACGCAGUCGGUGGUCCUGCAGGACUUUCCUUUAGCUAAUCUUUGCUCUACUGAAAGUAAUUUUUCCAAGAUGAUGUAAACUGAUGCCUUAAGCCACGAGUGUCAAACUCCAGUCCUGGGGGGCCAGAGCCCUGCACGUUUUUGGGUUCCCCCUCAUUUAACACACCUGAUUCAACUCCUUGUGCUAAUUACCACACAGCUCUUGAGCUGCAUCAUUUAUGGUGGAACAGGGAAAGAACUAAGCUACACAGGGCUCCGGCCCCCCAGGACUGCAGUUUGACACCCCUGCCUUAAGCUGUAUCAAUUCAAUCUGGGUAUGGCAUUACCUCUGUAAUGACAAGCGUUUUUGUAAUGAACCACAAAUGAUGUGAAACUGUGUCUGAAUAAAGUGCUUCAGGCAUUGUUUUGAACUGGA